CAACAUAAAUAUUGUCAAUAGAAGCAAGAGAUGAAAACGAUCCUUGGCGGCCACAAACCAUUCAUACAAUUCGUGGUUCUGUUUAUUCCCCGUUUCAUUCAUUCUUCUCUAUAAUUUUUUUUGGCCACCCAACUUUUCAUUUUGCUUCAUUUUUUCCCUAUUUCAGCUAAGCCUAUGCUUACCCUACAACAGGGAGCAAUAGCAUAUUAUAUCAUGGUUCAAACAUGUUAACAAUUUAUGCUCCAAGAGCUAUUCUCAACUGCCAAUUAUACCAACAAGAUUCAGCUUACGUGCUGCCACAAACAUACUAUUCAUACAAGAUCAAUAAUGUUAAUUUAGUAAAUUAUCCUGCUUUUCCUAAACUACCUUGUGGAAGAAGUCCUUGUAGCAACAUUUUUCAUAGUUCAUCCUUCUCUUGGAAAUAUGAAAAGCAACACAAGAGCCUUCAUAAUAUAUUCCAUCAUAAAUGUCUGCAGUGUGGUUUACAUGAUUCAAUUUCAUCUAAUGAUGAGUACCGUUCUUCACGCAACAUAGCCAUCACCUUGUUCAAGCGAUACAGGAAUUUCACUGAUCGUGGCGGAGGUGACAAUCUAAAAGAGUUCAUCACUGCCGGGGUGAAUGCAUAUGAACUUGGGUGCACUGAUGAAGGAUUAAGGAAAGAGCUUACCGACAUUAAGGAUUCUGGCAUUGAAAUUGAAGCAAUGCAAAGCUAUGGUGGGAGCACAAGCUUGAAAUCUAAAAUCAUCUCCGGGGAGAUUGAUGAAUGCAUUCUGUGGUUAAGUAUUAUAUUUAUCACUCUCUUGUGUACACCUCCACCAACUAUUGUUAGAUGGUCAUCAACACCUCCUGUGUCAGAUGAAGUGAGGCUUCAGUGGAAAGGAUUUUGUGCUCUCAUAGCAAAUGCAUAUUUCAUGAAGGGAAUGGCUUGGCUUCCAGUAAAGACUCUUCAACUAGAGCAAACAGCAGUGAUGGGUGAAGCCGAGAAACCGUCAGUUGUUGCUAGCCGAAUGCAAUUAAUAUUUAGCACACUUGAGAUAGUGAGUCCGCAGUGGCCAAAAGUAUAGAGAAUGAGAGCAGAACAGGUUUACAUUUUCCCAAAAUUCCAUGUUGACAGCUGUGUUUCACAUUUGCUGACGAGGGCAACAAUGUACCAGAUAUGGGA
Trifolium pratense (red clover) is the source of this 1162-nucleotide messenger RNA. RefSeq lists its product as uncharacterized. The record is from RefSeq and is a predicted model, not a curated record. Lineage: Eukaryota; Viridiplantae; Streptophyta; Magnoliopsida; Fabales; Fabaceae. Bases 225 to 1064 code for a protein of 279 amino acids. The transcript has 7 exons.